GGCUGGGAACAGGAUGCUGUCAGGCCAAAUAGACGCAUCAACCUAACGGAGAGAAACCGCAGCAGCAUCCUUUGUUUUCUGGAGCUGAAUAUCCAGCUGUAGCACCUGCUGAUAACCUGCAGCACCUGGAGGAGAAAGGGGAGGCGCCUAGUUCCAACAGCCAAUAACAAAAGCAGGGAACAUAGAAGUAGCAAGCAGGCUCCAUCAGGACCAUUGUGCUCGCCAACAGGACAGCUCCAAACUGAUAGUGUGCUGAGCUGAGGGGAGAACUGAAGCAAGCGUGGAGAGGCGGCAGGGCUUUCCUUUCCCACCAUACUCUUCUUUUCCUUUUGCUGUGUGAGCACUCAUCCACACCACUGCACUGAAACACUCUCAUCUCUCUUUAUCCACCUUCCUAUUCUGUCACUGCACUUGUUCUCUCUCUAUCCAUCCAACUUUCAAUCUAUUUUGAUGAUCAGCAGACGUCUCAGUAAAACACCAGUGAAAUCAGUUGUUCAGGUUGAAGAGCUGCAGACAGAGAUCAUCCUACUCUGGCAAUGCAGUAGUAUAUUUGAGUACAGCGGUUCAUCAGCCCCCCAGCCCAGAGUCUGGCUUAGUACCACAGGGUCCCACAGAUGAUGAGGAGGGCCAGGGGGUUCAUCUCUUUCUAGACUUUCUCUUCUCCACCUUGUGUCUUCAUGUUUUGGGGGUCCUCCGGUACCCCCGCCCUCUGUCGACCCCCCCGCACCCGCUGCCACCACGGCCGGCCACCCCAGUCGCCUUGUUGCCAUGCCGACAGAGACUCUGGCUCCAGCCCUGCCAGAUAGCAAGGCCGCUGGCCCUGCAACGGCCUUCGGCUCCGCCGUACCCCUCCGCAUCCUCAAUAAGGGCCCUGACUACUUCAGGAGACAGGUGGAACCUAACCCAAAGCGCCUCAGUGCCGUUGAAAGACUAGAAGCUGACAAGGCCAAGUAUGUUAAAAGCCAGGAAGUUAUCAACGCCAAGCAGGAGCCAAUCAAACCACCUGUACUGGCUAAGCCUCCCGUCGGUCACACCCUCCUUUCCAAAAGAGGCUCUGGGAUCGGUGGAGGAGGAAAUGGAGGGGGGAUACCUUUCAAAGCAUCCAAUAACAAUGCCAAGUCAGACACAUGUGCAACAAGCAGCAGCAGCAGCAAACGGGAGAAUUUAAACCUGGAGAUCCUUAAAAAUCUGCUAAACUCUUCGUCCUCUUCAGGAGCAGGAUCUGAAGGACUAGGAGGUGGCGCUAAGAGUGCUGUGUUGAUGAGGUCAUCAGGGGGAAUGGCUAGGAGCUGGACACCAUCAGGGAUGCCGUUGACCUACCGAUCUACAAUGACACUUAAUGAGCAACCACCAGACUCAGCUCCUAGUCCGAGCACCUCACACUCCCUCAGAUCCUUCUCCCAUUCCCUGAAGGUCCCUCCCAUCAACAGUGGAGGACGUCGCAGUCCACAACAGGGAGCAAACCUCAACCUAAGCAGACGAGGUGAAGGAGUUAUAGAUCGUUCUCGCUCCCCAUUACCGCCUCUUCUCACCUCCCACUCCUCCUCUGACCUCCUGCGCCUGUGCAAUGGCAAGCCACUUCGCACAGCCCGAUCCAGCAGCUCCUCAGCUCCACCCCUCCCUCCAAAACCCAACCCUGCCUCGCUCCCUCCACCUGCACUUUCCUUGUCACUGCCUCCCCCUCGCCCAACUCCAUCCCCUUCGCUCUGUGACAAUACCACCCCUCAGUCCUUACCUUGUGAUUUUGGAGACCCUUCCAAUACUUCAACCGAAGCCAACGUGGAGCUUGAGCUUGGUUCAUCUGUGGCCCGUCGCUCCUCGCUGCACAGAUCUAAAUCAGAUCUGUCAGACCGGUAUGCUCGGGCUGGUGCUGACGUGGAACGCUUUUUUAACUACUGCGGCCUCGACCCAGAGGAGUUGGAGGCAGUUGGUCCAGAGAACUUUGCGCGGGCCAACUCAGACAUCGUCAGUCUGAACUUCCGAUCAGCUUCUAUGAUCUCCUCCGACUGCGACCGAUCGCGGAGAUCCUCCAAUGAUGGGCUGUCAGACGGGGACGAGGACGAGGAGGAGGAGGCUGGGGAGCGUGUUCCAUAUGGCAUCUCGGCUGUAGAGCGAAAUGCAAGAGUCAUUAAGUGGCUGUACAGCAUCAAACAGGCAAGAGAGACGCAAAAAGUCUCACAUGUUUAAGACGAUCCUCUCAGUAGAUUGGAUGUACUGUAAACUACAGACAAACUGCCCCAUGUUUCAGAAUUCAUAGAUGGACCAGAAUUCACACAGGUGUAGAGACUGGGAUCUUGGGGCUGAACAAAAAAAAAAAGUCAAAAUGUUUAGAUGGAUGAAUGACUAGCUGGAAGAGAAAGCAAGACAGGUCUAACAAACUUGGUAAAAAAAAACACAGACAGCAUUUUGUUUAGAAAUUAAUGAAGACAUGAGGAGAAUGACCCUAAAUCACUUAGAUUUAGAACAAAGUGAACACUAAGUACAGAAAGAAAUAAACUUGGACAGUCACAUGAACAAAAUGUUCAGGCUGGAGAGACAAACAAACAUGGGACAUGUCUGAAAACUGACUAGUUUAACUGUUUCUCAAUGGACACUGUAUAAUCCGACUGUCAAUUUGCUUGAGCAUCAAGAGCGAAAUGCACUGCAACUGUCCAAGGACCCAUAAAGUGACUACCUCCAUACAAAGGGUAAUAGGCCUUUCUCACAGAGAACAUUUUGGCUUGAUUAAUCAAAGCAUUGUAAAUGGGAUUAUCUUCCUACAUAGUUUGCUAACUACCUAGCGUUCUAUCUGUUUAAUCCACACUGACUCUGACCUUUGUUCUGCCAUCUCUGUCCUUGGUGGUGCCCACAAGGAGGGAAAUGGGGGCAUGGCCACCUUGGUAUAAUUGCUGGCCCCCCAAUCAGCCCUGCCUGGCAAAACUAAAUAUUGUGUUUAUUGGGGUAUUUAUUUUAUAAGCUAGCACAAUGAUUCUUGUGAAACUAGACAACCAAAGUUAUCCACUGGUACCAACCAUGUCAGCAUAGCUUGUCAGGAAGGGAUAAAAAUUAUGCUACAAAGUUAGGGCCUGUGUCGACAUAGCUUUUUUUUUGCCUAGAGAAGAGCAGUGCACCCAGCACGCUUUUUUGUGCCCCGGCUCUCAGCGCUUCUCGUUGAAAAUCUCUGAACUUUUCAGAAAGGCACUGGUGUCAUCACUGCCACUCCUCUAGCCCCUGAAUGAUAUGUCAGUCAAAAACUGUAAUGACAGAAAGGUCCAUUUGUGGGAGCAGAUCAGCCAGACACUGAAUGUUGCUGCUGAGUGUUGUGCUUUUAUCCCCAUACCUGUUGUAAGCUUGUUAUUAACUGUGUGUUUAACCCUCUAUUAAUGUAGCAUUUCUUUAGCUACCUAGCUAACGUUAAUGUCAAGAUAUUGUUGUCAUAGAAACAUACCCACGUGUAGCAUGUUUGUGUAGCGCUCUGCCUCCGCUUUUCUGCUGAAGAAAAAUGCUAUGUGGGCACACACCUUUAGGCUAAAUUUUGGUGAGGGAACAACUGACAUGGCCAUUUUCAGAGAGGUCUUUUGGACUCUCACCUCAAGAUAUAAAAAUGAAAAUGGGUGCUAUGGGUUCCCACGAGUCUAUACCUAAAUAUGAGAGGGCUUGUUCUCAGUAAAUGUUUUGUUCCUUACAAUCAAUGCACUCCUUUAAAUUAAAGUUGUAUAUUUGUCUUUCUAAAAGUGCAACAUUUAAAGAACAGUGAAUGGCCUAACAUGUAUAGAUACAUAACACAUUAAAAUUACUGUGGGACUCUGCUUUUCUGUCCACAAAAGCAGAUGUCCUGGCAGCAGCUCCUGAAGAGCUGAGAGGAAACCAGCUAUGCAAACUGCCUUCACCAGGCAGACUCGCAGUGAAAAUUUACUUACAUCACACUUGGUCUUGGAGUUAGUGUGGAUUUAUACAUGUGGCAAACUGAAUGUCUGUAUGUUCUCUGCAAUGUAGGAGUAACAGAAGCUUCUAAAAACACUAACUAUGUGGAUUGAUCAGCUUAACACUUUGAUCAGUGUUGGGGCUGUUACUGUCAACAAAUCAGGCUCAAUUGAUUAAGAAUAAUCUGAGUUUUCAUGAUUUUGUUUAUAUGCAGUGCCUCCACUUCCUCACUGAGUGACAAACUAACAGGUGACCUCAGAUGAGUUGUGGUAAUGCUACUGUAAGGCAGUCAGCAAAGAGCUUUUAUCCACAUUUUUCACAUCUAUGGAGUCAAAUCCAACAUUCUUAACAUUACUUAUCAGAAGGUUUGGUGUCAUGAUUAUUUGUUCAGCAUAGUUCACUAGUUACCUCCAUUUCGCAUUAGGAAGGAAAACAACAAUAGUUUAGUUUACUGAUGGAUCAGAGUGACAGUUCAGAGUGCAGUUAAUGAAUGCUGGAGUAAAAGUCACAGCCUGUUGUAGUGAUAGACUGCAAAUUUUGAAUUAAUUACAGGUCAGUACAUUUUAACAAUGCUUGAAAAAGUGACAACCCUAACCAACUUCAGCAAUUGGUACCAGAGCUUCUUUGUAAACUGAAACUUGUUGCUCCUGGUUGGUCAGGAGCACCAUUAACAUUAUUAGCUCCAUCUGUGCUUUUCCUGCAAUAACAAGUCAAAUGUCCACUCUGAGAAAGGCCUGUGUCACAGUGUUGAUGUCUCUGUUUAAACAAGUUUCGAAAAAGGUCCUGACAUCUUUGCAAAACAGAUACUGAACUCUAUCUGUCAAAAAUUAGAAUUCACUUUGGAAAGUCAGUGAUGCUGGUAUACUGUGUGACAAUAAUUAAUCAGCUCAGUUAACUUGAGAGUCCUGAAACACAAAUGCUUGUAAGCUAGCUCUGACUAAGCUAUAGCUCUUGUUAAGCUGGAUAUUGUGAUUGCUAUAAAUGAAGGCCUGGGCAUGUGCGAUGACUGAGUGACAAAGGAAACAGAGGACACUGACACUGAGGGAUUUGGACGGAUACAUACACAAUAUAAAAUAUAGUCUCUUACGCAUACUUAUCCAUACACUAUCAUAUCAUUAUGCUGAUAAAUUAACACAUUUGUCUUUAACAUAUUCAUGUCAACUGACAAAACAUUUCAUUGGAGAGUUUUAGUGUCCUGUGACUGGAUAUGGUUAUUCCACACUAACGAGAAUCAUGCCAUUUAUAACUAAAAGAAUGAACAUGUGUUUUUUGGUAUGAAAAAAGUUAGAUUUGGCCUAAGGUAUAAUAGAUCACUAGUGGCACUAUCUUAGGGCUGGCACACAUGCCGCGUCUUUUACAGCCUAGAAAAUGCAAGGUUGGGUGCUGGGUACUACUGUUGUCCCUACUCUGUGCCAACUUUCAAGGCUGCAGUGAUAGGGUGCACCUGAAUUUAAGCUACCAUAACCAGCACCUAAUCGUAGCCUACUUGCUAGAAAUUGUGAGUUCGGAGCUGAUCUUUUUCCAGAUCUUGUAUUUUAAGUGUGUAUUAGACCUAAUAUAUCCGUUUGACAGAUUGAAUGUUCUGGGUAGCCCUGCACUAAAAUGAUCGACUUCUUUUAUAUAUUUACUACAGAUUGAUAUUUACGGAAGAAAGAAAAGAUAUCUGCCAGCUGUGAUUUGAUGUUCCUCGUUAUGAAAUGGAGUGCCCAUUGCUGCAUUCCAAAAGCUGAACUUUGUUUAUCUCAGGGCGCAACCAUUGCAUCCCAAAAAAUAGUUGUUUGGGAACACUUGCACACCACAACAGUCAUGCUCUUGCUUUUGAGCGCGCCUUCUGUGUGACUUUAUUGACAACAAUGGAUUUUAGGGUGCAAAACUAUGGCAUAUGUGCAGGCCCUUUGAGUGCCUUUACCCAACUUUUGGUUCAGUUUCAAUGAACUGUGGUGCGUUUGCUCAUUUACCUUGGUAUGUUCAGGCUUGUGUGCACGUUAUCAUUCAAACUUGGACAAACUGCAGACCAAAGAAGUGUACCAAGACUGCUUAGGGGGUUUGGUAAGCUUCCAACAAAACUCAAACCAGACUAACAACAGGGUUUUGUGAUAGCUGAUAUGUGUUUUUUUAGCAUGGAUUCAAAAGAUAAACUACUCUUACAUUUCUACAUCCAAUUUUAGAUUUAAAAAACAAAAACAAAAAACAAGGAGCACAUUAAUGUAUCCAAGGUCCUAUGUUUCCCAGUUCAGUAUUCUGUUAACACAAGCUCCUCCUGUUGUGUUCAUGCCACUUUCGUGUCACUGUCUAUCCCUGAAACAGCUUUGGUUUACCUUGCAUAUCAAUACAUAAGACAUAUCAGAGAAAGAGCUGUAAAUAGAUUCAAAUGUUAAAUUAUAACCAACAAGUAAUUUUGCAUGUGCAGGUUUCAGAGCCCCUUUCCAGGUUUUCUUUUCCUAUCCCUAACCCAUUUGAAAAUGGGGAUUUAAUCUGGCCUUAAAGCUUUUUUCUGACCCUUACUUAAUUGGUUAGUUGUUAUUUUUUCAAUUAAUUUAUUCUUACAAUAGUUUUUAAUUUCUUGGGCCACAAUUAAUUUUGGAAGACAUGUGCCAGUACAAUUUUACCAUUCUCUGAGUCAAAAUUUUAGUCCCCUAUCCUAACCCAUGUCACGUUAAGUGAUUACAGAACUGGGGAACAUCUUUCUCAGGUUCCCAUUAUGUGCUGUACAGAGCUGGGAAACAUAGAACCCUUGGAACAUAGGAAAUGACCCCCCAAAAUUGAAGUUUAUAUAUCUUUAUGACUUUUUAACAAGUCCAGAUAAUGAUAGCUGUCUAUCAGGUGAGAUGUCUGUCACUUUACAUAUUCAAAAGAGAAGACCCGUCAUGCUGUUAAGUUUGAUGUCCACUGGGAAAGUGGAAGCUAGCUGGCCAGUUUUGCUAACUUUAGUGCCUCCCACAAUGCGUUAGCUUUUCUUAAGGUUAAGCAAUUGUACUCAUGUUUCAAAUUUGUAAAAUGAAAGAGUGUUAUUAUAUCUCAAGGGUCACAAUUUUAAUUGUAAAGUGUAAGAUCCUAAAUUUCUCCACCUAUAAUGACAGCUGGUUUAUUCAGCAAUAAAUAAUAAACAUUAAUUACAGGUAGAAGAGUUUGCCAAACUACUAAAGGCCACUUUCAGCUGCUGAUCAGUGUGCUGGUGUCUGUAUUUUGUUCGUAAGCCGGAAUGUUAGAUGGGUUCCCUGAUGAAGAAGCAUUACCCUUUAUAACUUCGGUGUUUGAUGGAAUGAUCGAAUGUCUUUAUUCUCUUAAAAAAAGACAGCACUCCAUCAGGGUGGGAGUGUUUCUACAGAAAUGAUGUAGGUCUUCGGUCCUCAAAGUUUGGAUGACUGAGUGCCAAUUUAAGAAGCCAGCAUAUAAUUGAGGACCAUACAGGUUCUGAACAUAAGAUGUUGACCAUGUUGACCUAACAGUUUCGCACAAACUCUCCACUGAACUGCUAACCACACUGAGCAGUUUUGUGAGCUAUUACACAGCUUGCCUGUCUUACACCUUCUCUACUUUGCAUAUGAUUUGUGAGCACUUACUGUUGGGCAAAUAAGUCUUGUUGAAAAUUUUUGAUGUUAACGGUUGUGCUCUUCAUCCAUGAAGUUGUCGUAGGAUUUGUGAUUGGGCUCACAACGCCGUUUAACAUUAAUUUCCUUGAGCAACGAAUUUAUGUCUGUCUCCUGAGGUCCACUGAAGUAAGAGUUAAUGUUAAUCUAUUUUUCCCGGAACUUCCUUUUCUCCUCAACCAUACAACAUUUUCUGUGGUGGCUUUUAUAGCUCACUUCCACAUUAAAUUGUCAUGUUAUCCACUGAAAUCGCUAAUUUUAGUUAGCAGCACUAGCAUUGAUGACCAAAUGUAAUUUUUGCCACACUAGCAAGGCACCACUAGUUGCCAACCAACCAGUAGCUUUCUGCAAGUUUUCAUUCCUAACCUGACAGACACUUGAUAGAGAGGC
Epinephelus lanceolatus (giant grouper) is the source of this 7883-nucleotide messenger RNA. It is a transcript of the gene fam110b, whose product is annotated as family with sequence similarity 110 member B. NCBI's taxonomy places the organism in Eukaryota, Metazoa, Chordata, Actinopteri, Perciformes, Serranidae. The record is from RefSeq and is a predicted model, not a curated record.